AUGAAGACGAUGCGAGAUUAUCACAAUCUUUACAAUCGAAGUGAUGUUCUUUUACUCGCCGAUGUUUUUGAAAACUUUAGAAAGGUUUGCAAGAAAAACUACAAUCUCGACCCCUGUUGGUACUACACUGCACCGGGAUUGUCUUGGGAAGCUUGUCUCAAGACGACUAAGGUAAAGCUUGAGUUGUUGAGUGAUGUGAACAUGUUGCACAUGUUUGAAAAAGGUAUUCGUGGGGGUAUUUCAAUGAUUCCAACACGACAUUCAAAAGCCAACAACAAAUACAUGGGAGAGAAGUUUGACCCUACCCAACCUUCAAAGUUUAUCACAUAUCUCGAUGCAAACAACCUCUACGGUUGGGCGAUGAGUAAAAAUCUACCGACACACGGUUUCAAAUGGGUCAAUGAAAAAUUUUUUAGAAAGUGGAAAAAAUUUUCCUGCGUUCUUGAGGUUGAUUUACUCCCCAUUGAGAAAGAUUUACACGAUUACUUUAACCACUACCCUCUCGCUCCUGAGAACUUGAUGGUUAAUAAAGUGAAAAAGCUGCUCUGCACCUUGGGUGGAAAGAAGAAGUAUGUCAUUCAUCACGAAACUCUGAAACUUUACAUGAGCCUUGGAAUGAAGAUUGGAAAGAUUCACCGCAUCAUCAGGUUUAAAGAAAGUCCUUGGAUGAAACCAUACAUUGAUUUGAAUACAGAUUUGAGAACCAAGGCCGAUAACGAUUUCGAGAAAGAUUUUUUCAAACUCAUGAACAACUCUGUCUAUGGCAAGACGAUGGAGAACAUUCGGAAACGAGUCGAUAUAAGACUUGUCAACUCAGAAGAAAAGGCGAAGAAGUUGGUAAAUAAAGUGAAUUUCAAACAUUGUACCAUAUUCUCCGAGAAUCUCUGUGCAAUGCAUAUGAGAAAGACACAAAUCACCUUCAAUAAACCACUCUAUCUUGGAAUGUGCAUUCUCGAUCUCAGCAAGAAUCUGAUGUACGACUUUCAUUACAAUUAUAUCAAAGCCAAGUACGGAGACAGAGCGAAGCUUCUCAUGACCGACACAGACAGUCUCUGCUAUGAGAUUCAGACCGAUGAUUUUUACCAAGAUGUAAAAUCAGAUGUACACGAUUUGUCCGAUACGAGCAACUUUCCGAAAGAUCAUCCUUCUGGAAUACCGACCGGUGUGAACAAGAAAGUUAUUGGAAUGUUCAAAGAUGAAGCCGGUGGAAAGAUCAUUGAAGAUUUUGUAGGUCUGAGAGCGAAGCUUUACAGCUACAAAAUGUUUGAUGAUGGAAAAGAAGCUAAGAAAUGCAAAGGUGUGAAACAAAAAGUGGUAGAGACCACUAUUUGCUUUGAUGACUAUAAGGAGUGUUUAUUCGGUGGUGGAAACCAACAUCGUAAAAUGAAUACCCUCAGAAGUCGAAAGCAUGAUAUAUUUAUGGAAGAGAUCAACAAAGUCGCCUUGUCCGCCAAUGAUGACAAGCGAUUCAUUCUUUUAAACAAAGUGGACACAUAUGCACUGGAGCAUUAUCAGAUUGAUGAAAGUGAAUGA
Messenger RNA from Stylophora pistillata, 1533 nucleotides. RefSeq lists its product as uncharacterized. The record is from RefSeq and is a predicted model, not a curated record. Lineage: Eukaryota; Metazoa; Cnidaria; Anthozoa; Scleractinia; Pocilloporidae.